Acanthosepion pharaonis is the source of this 780-nucleotide messenger RNA. Lineage: Eukaryota; Metazoa; Mollusca; Cephalopoda; Sepiida; Sepiidae. The record is from the annotation of a GenBank genome assembly.
AUGUAUGUCUAUUUAUUUUUAUUAAUUGUGUCGUUUUCAUUCCUUCAUUUUUCUUUUCCAUUUCCGUCCUUUAUACCUUUCUUUCUACGGGUUUCUCUCUGUGUUCUCUUCUUUCUUUCUUUCUUUCUUUCUUUCUUUUCAAUUGUUCCUCUUAGUUUCAAUUUAUUUCUUUUCUCUCUUUUUUCUAUUAAUUUAUCUAUUUUCUUUGUUUUUUUUUCCUUUACAUUUCAUUCAACGUCAUUCAUUUCAUUAUUUUAUAUUUCUACCUAUCUUUAUCCUUAUUUCCUUUUCUCUUUCUCAUUUUUGUCUUUUUCUAUCAAUUUACCUAUUUUCUUUUCUGUGUUUCUUUUUUCCUCCUUUUUUCAUUCCUUUCUUUCUUUUUUCAUUCCUUUCUUUCUUUCUUUCUUUCUUUCUUUCUUUCUUUCUUUCUUUCACAUUGCCGUUGUUUAUCCAUAUGAGUUUCUCUUUCCAUUCCUUUUUCAUAAUAUUCUUUUUCUCUCUUUUAAAAAUCUUUUUUCUUUUUUCACUUUUUACUUUUUUUUAUUUUUUCUUCUAAAAGUCUAUUUCUUUUUUCUUUAUUUUUCUUUUCUUUUUCUUCUUUUAAAAAUAUUUUUUUUUCUUUUCUUGUCUUUUAUGAUUUUCUUUUUUCUUUUUCCUUUUAAAAGUCUUUUCUUUUACUUACUUUCCCAUUUAAAUUUGCGAAUUAUUUUUUUCCUCCACUUUUUAGUUUUGAUUAAUUCAUCUUGUGUUUUACUUCUUCCCUUUUUUUAUUUUAUUUAA